UUCUCCUUUUUUUUAGUGUGCGGCGCAUGCGCAGUGUGCUAACUAGGAAGCAGCACAGACGAGCCUGUCGGAUUAUGUGGACAUAUCCACACAGCUGCUUUCGGAUCAUUUAUCUGGGCUUUAUGUACUCGUGGGCAGAGGGACGCCUCGUUACAAUGGAAGACUGACACCUUAACGGGAGUUGAAUGUGAUUUAUUGAACAUUUAAUUGUGUGUGUUAAAAAAAAACUGAGCGACAAUGAUGUCAGAAUGCGACCCGACAGAGACAGAGACCAGCGAGCCGACGCUGGACACCGGAGCCACCGCGGUGCCUUCGGAGUGUAACUUUCACUCCUCGGACCCUCCAAAGGUAUUAUUUGACAAAAACCGAUUAGGUCUGGGGCUUGGACUGAACCCUGGAGUUGCUGUUCGUAUUUCGGACUCUUGUGAAAGCGUCUUGACCGAACUGGAGACCGACGGCUCCGGCGAAGAGGCGCUGUUGUUGCCGUGCUUAGCAGGAAGCUCGGCGUCACCGCGGGGCGUGCGGGAGAAGCGGUGCAGGCGGAGCAGACACAGCUCGUCGUCGGAUAAAGACACCUUGGCUUCCCCAGGUAUCAACAGUGGGGACUUCAACCAUUUCCCUGAUGAUCCUGAGUUUGGGGAUAUUAUCCAAAGGGCGGAACAGGCUAUCGAGAACGGUGUCUUUCCAGAGAGGAUUUCCCAGGGUUCCAGUGGGAGCUACUUCGUCAAAGACCCAAAAGGGAAAAUCAUUGGUGUUUUCAAACCAAAGUCAGAGGAACCUUACGGUCACCUGAACCCCAAAUGGACCAAAUAUUUUCACAAGCUGUGCUGUCCAUGUUGUUUCGGCCGAGGCUGCUUGUUGCCUAACCAGGGUUACCUCUCGGAGGCUGCUGCUUCACUGGUUGAUACCAAACUCGGUCUGGGAGUGGUGCCGAGAACAAAGGUGGUGUAUCUGGCUAGUGAGACAUUCCACUACAGUGCUAUUGAUAGAGCUAAAUCAAGGGGGAAGAAGUAUGCCUUAGAGAAAGUCCCCAAGGUCGGACGACGCUUCCACAGAGUUGGCCUGCCACCUAAGGUGGGCUCAUUUCAGCUGUUUGUGGAGGGUUACCGUGAAGCGGACUACUGGCUGCGGCGCUUUGAGGCAGAACCUCUGCCAGAGAACAUCAGGAAGCAGCUGCAGUCCCAGUUUGAGCGGCUGGUGGUGUUGGACUAUGUCAUUAGAAACACAGACCGAGGGAAUGACAACUGGUUAAUCAAGUAUGAGAAGCCAGGAGAAGGAGGCGAAGGAGACGAAGUGAAGGAUGCAGAUUGGUCCGAGAGCAGUUCAGACUCCUGCAUUAAGAUUGCAGCAAUCGACAACGGCCUGGCCUUCCCCUUUAAACACCCGGACGAAUGGAGAGCCUACCCGUUCCACUGGGCAUGGCUCCCCCAGGCUAAGGUGGCCUUUUCGCAGGAGACCAGAGACCUGGUUCUGUCCCGCCUCUCUGACAUGAACUUUGUCCAGGACCUCUGUGAGGACCUCUAUGAGAUGUUCAAGACAGAUAAAGGUUUUGACAAAACCAUGUUUGAGAGACAGAUGUCUGUUAUGAGGGGACAGGUGUUGAACCUGACUCAGGCACUGAAGGACGGGAAGAGCCCCAUCCAGCUGGUGCAGAUGCCCCGGGUGGUAGUAGAGCGUAGCCGCUCAGGCGGCCAGGGACGUGUGGUCACACUCGGCAACGCCUUCACACAAACCUUCCACUGCAAGCGCCCCUUUUUCUCCUCUUGGUAGUCAUCUUCCAGAUGGGUGAGGAGGGGGGGGCGGCUGAGGAGAGGCUUUUUUUUUUUUUCGUCCUAAAAUCAGGAGGCGAGGGAAUGAUGCUUAUAUUUCUGUGGUAAGAAAUUGCACUCCUGAACAUUCCUUAUUUGUGAAGAGAGUGCAGAGAAUCAUGGGAGCUGGAGAGAUUGCCAUACCAGUGUCUCCAGAGACCUUGGGGCUGUUUGUGGUUACCAUGGUGACUUGACUGGAUAAUCCACAGAGGUGGGUUUUGUUUAUUGUUAAGCAGAAAGGAUUUUUUUUUCCUACCCACCCAAAGUACCUAACGAAGUCUCUUGCAAGGUCUCUUAGUGGGGCUAAUGGCCAAAGAACAGGCACUUACAAACCACAACCGAACAGAUCUGUGGUCCUGAGUGUUUGGGAAUCUAAAGGACUUGUUUCACAGAUCUCUCCAGAAAGUUUAAACUGGAACAGCGUUGUUCCUAGUCUGGGAAGUCUAAAAACAUUUGCUUUGCCUUGUAGGAUUACUUAUUCAAAUAUAGAUGUGUACUUGCACUGCUGGAAGUAUUUGACUAGUGCUACACAACUUGGUCAAACCACUCUUUACAGAGUGUUAAUUUUCAAACCACAUCUGUUGAGUAAACACAAACCCUGUGUCUUCAACUCUCUCUACUGCCAAAAUCUGUCUGUGGAAGGAAUAUUUCAAAAGCCUCAAGAAGAGAAUAUUGUUGAAACUUGAAUAUGAACUCUGGAGGAGGAGGACUAGUAAUAAACACUUUGCUUGAAUGUAAUCUGUUUACGGUUUCUACACAGAUUUUUGCUCCUAAACAUUUCAAUAUGAGCAAACGCUUUCAAAAAUCGACUUUUCUCAUAACGAUGAAUGUAUUUGUUGUUUGACAUGUGUUUAAUUGCUGAGCAAGCAGCCUUCUCUUGAACCUCGCUGCAUGGGGGACGACCCCUCGUCUCUCCCCUUUAUAACACGAUAUGAAGAGGAAAAAACAUAAUGGAGGACAGUGUUUCACACUCGCUUGAUGCCGUUGUGUUUUCUUAUGUAUGCAUCUUGAAAUUUUUAUUCCAACUCAAUGAUUGUAUGAGAAAAGUUGUAUAUUUAACAGAUGAAAAAUAAAAAUUGGGAAAUUUU
Molecule: messenger RNA, 2896 nt
Organism: Larimichthys crocea (large yellow croaker)
Lineage: Eukaryota; Metazoa; Chordata; Actinopteri; Sciaenidae
Gene: pi4k2b
Product: phosphatidylinositol 4-kinase type 2 beta
Exons: 11
Coding region: 238-1770 (510 amino acids)
Biological process (GO): Golgi organization; endosome organization; phosphatidylinositol phosphate biosynthetic process
Cellular component (GO): plasma membrane; lysosomal membrane; trans-Golgi network
Molecular function (GO): 1-phosphatidylinositol 4-kinase activity
Source: RefSeq, a predicted model, not a curated record